AUGUCGGAAUCCGCCAUCAGUCUCGACGUCAAUGACAUCAAGGAGUGGCGUUCAAUCGUCACUCUCAUCGCCUUCGUCGCAACAAAUCUUGCUGUGCUUUUCCCUUUCGACGUCCCUGUCUACCUGCCCAGAGUGCUCGUUGAGGGCAUCUCUCGUCUUCUGCGGCGCCUGCGCGUCAUCUCGCCACAGGACUCCCAACAUGGACUGCAGGGCUAUGCUAUGGGGAAGCCCAAGGCCUUUACUCGGCUGCUUCUCCCCAUCAACUUCCUUACCGCGCCUAUCAUAGCAGACCUGUUUCUGCUUGCCAUACUCGCCAUCGGGCGCGAGGAGGUGGCCGCAGGGACCAUCGGCGCCCACCACAUCAACCCCGUCGAUAUCAUGGUCUUCUUCAUCACUCUGGCAUACAUCGCGAUCUCUAUCGACGCCUCAGGUCUUAUCAGAUAUUUGGCGUUCAAGGUCCUGCAAUGGGGUGGCAAGGCCGGGCACAAGUUGUUCGUCUACCUCUACACCUUCUUUUUCGCCCUCGGCUCCUUCAUUGGAAACGAUCCCAUCAUUCUCUCUGGAACGCCCUUUUUGGCCUACAUGACCCGCGUGUCGAGCAACAUCGAGCACCCGAGGGCUUGGAUCCAUACCCAGUUCGCUAUCGCUAAUGUCGCGUCUGCCAUUCUCGUCUCCUCGAACCCAACCAAUCUCGUGCUUGCCGGUGCGUUCCAGAUCAAGUUUGUGGAGUAUACGGCCAACAUGAUCGUCCCGGUUAUCUUCACAGCCAUUCUGCUGUUCCCCUGUCUUUUAUACAUCGUAUUCCGAAAGGACAGCCUGGUGCCAAAAGUAAUAACGAUGCACGGGCUGCCCGAAGAGCAUCGCGCGAAGAAACCAGUCAAUCCGAAUAUCCCCCACGCCCGAGGCAACCCUGAGGAGCAGGAGGACGAGGACAAGAAACGGCUCGAACUGGAAGAGAUUCUGAACCCAUACCUUGAUAAGGCAAGCGCCACGGUCGGCGCGGUCAUCAUGGCUGCCACGCUCAUCACGGUGCUCGUCUUGAACGCGGUGAGUUCAAGCUCGGGUGAGCACCCCGUCUUCUGGGUCACACUUCCAGCUGCCACCGUCAUGUUCUGCUGGGACGUCUCUUAUGGAUGGAUUCACCGCGCCGAGACCCGCGAGAUAGCAAGGAAAGGCCGGGAGGAGGCCGAGACCGCGCGUGCCGAGCGAGGACUGAGGGAGCAGGAGGUAGCCGCCAUCGGUACGGGCCAGCACCGACGCCUGAGCUCGAGCCAGGACACGAACUCGGCGGCAUUGAACUCUGAGAAGGCCCCAUCCCGAGAUAGCAAUCGCGGUGACGACGGAGCAGAAAUUUCGCCGACGGCCGCCCGACCUGGCGAGAUCAACGAGAAGUCUGACCCACGCAACAAUGGCUCAGGCAUGGGACAGAAUGGCAGCGCUGAGCCGGCGAGUGAGAAGAGGAACAGGGCCGCUGUUCCGACAUAUGAGGCACACCCCCGCACACUUGCAUGCGCCUCGGACGGCGCCCACAGCUGGUGCCAGGAGACCUUCCCCACUGCUACAGCCGUGCUGUCUCUCCUGCCCUUUGCCCUUGUGCCAUUCGCCUUCGCCAUGUUCGUGCUGGUAGAAGCGCUCGUCACCAAGGGCUGGGUGCCGGUGUUCGCAUACGGGUGGGACCACUGGGUGAAUAAGACGGGAGUCAUCGGCGCGAUUGGUGGUAUGGGGUUUCUGUCUGUGAUCUUAUGCAAUUUCGCGGGCACCAACAUCGGCACGACCAUCCUUCUGUCUCGGGUGAUCCAGGCGUGGGCGGAAAUUCACAACAAGAACGGUAUCCCCAUCUCCGAUCGGACGUUCUGGGCCACCGUGUAUGCCAUGGCACUGGGUGUCAACUACGGUGCCUUCAGCACCGCCUUCAGCGCGUCGUUGGCCGGCAUGCUGUGGCGUGAUAUCCUGGCCAGGAAGCACAUCAAGGUUCGGCAGCUCGAAUUCGCCCGCGUCAACUUCCCCAUCAUCGCCAUAUCCAUGAUAAUAGGCUCUGUAAUCCUCAUUGGAGAGGUGUACAUAAUGAGGAGCGACACCAGGCCGUACAGUCUGGGAUGA
Messenger RNA from Diaporthe citri, 2100 nucleotides. RefSeq lists its product as uncharacterized. The transcript is spliced from 3 exons. Gene Ontology annotation, cellular component: membrane. The coding region runs from base 1 to 2100 and encodes 699 amino acids. Gene Ontology annotation, biological process: transmembrane transport. NCBI's taxonomy places the organism in Eukaryota, Fungi, Ascomycota, Sordariomycetes, Diaporthales, Diaporthaceae. The record is from RefSeq and is a predicted model, not a curated record.